Caretta caretta (loggerhead turtle) is the source of this 6894-nucleotide messenger RNA. RefSeq names its product TBC1 domain family member 2B (gene TBC1D2B). NCBI's taxonomy places the organism in Eukaryota, Metazoa, Chordata, Testudines, Cheloniidae. Gene Ontology annotation, biological process: regulation of GTPase activity. Gene Ontology annotation, molecular function: GTPase activator activity; small GTPase binding. The record is from RefSeq and is a predicted model, not a curated record.
AUGCCGGCGGCGGGGUCCGCCGAGGGUGGGGAGGGCGGCGGCGGCGGCGGCGCGGGGGACGCCGCGGUGCCGCUGAGCCCGGCGGAGCAGGCCGGGCCGGGCGCCCCCAAGCUGUGCGGUUACCUGCAGAAGCUGUCGGGCAAGGGCCCGCUGCGGAAUUUCCGCAGCCGCUGGUUCGUCUUCGACCCCCGCCGCUGCUACCUGUACUACUUCAAAGGCCCGCAGGAGGCGCUGCCGCUCGGCCACCUGGAUAUCGCCGCCGCCUGCUUCAGCUACCACCAGCCCGAGGCCGCCGCCGCUACCGGGGACGAGGCCGCCGCCUUUGAGGUGCACAGUCCCGGCGGCACCGUCACCGUGCUCAAGGCUGCUACCCGUCAGGACAUGACAUACUGGCUUCAAGAACUUCAACAGAAGAGAUGGGAAUAUUGUAACAACCUUGAUGUAGCAAAGAGGGACAGCAGAACUUCACCUACACCCAGUGACUUUUCCAAAGGUCUUGUUGCCAAAGACAAUAUAGAUCUGAGUACCCUGAAUCCAAAUGUCUCAGCAGAGAAAGCUAGAAAUGUCCUAGCUGUGGAGACUGCUCCCACGGAACUGGUAGGAGAACAAGCAGCUUGCCAGCCAGCACCAGUCCAACAAAGUGCCAUCAAUUUCUCCCUAAAACAAUGGGGUACUGAGAUCAAAAAUUCAAUGUCUUCCUUAAGAUCUGGAAAAGGAAACAGUGAAAAUCGUAAGAGUGUGUUUUAUACCAGCGAAGAGUGGGAGAUGUUAGAUCCAACCCCAAAGGACUUAGAGGAGUCAAUGGCACUGGAAGAAAGGCGGAAACAUGCAUCAGAAGGAAACAAAGGAGUGACUAGUUCAGCCUUUCCAUUUGAUUUUGGCCGCAUUCCAUACAAAGCAAGACGUCCAUUGAAAGAAAUGAUUGGAUCAAGCAAAAAUCGGAAUAGCAGCGACACAUCCCCAGUUGAAUGGAAUUCUGGAAAUGGCAACAAACUAGCUUCUGAAAUGCAACUAAAGUUUCAAAGCCAGCAAGAAGAGUUGGAAAGGCUAAAGAAAGAUUUGUCGAGCCAAAAGGAACUUGUGCGACUCUUGCAGCAGACAGUUCGGUCUUCCCAGUACGAUAAAUACUUUGCAAGCCGUCUUUGUGAUGGGGUUCCAAAAGACAAAUUAGAGCUGCUACACCAAAAAGAUGAUCAGAUUUUGGGUCUCAACAACCAGCUUGAAAAGCUAAAUCUGGAAAAAGAUAGUCUUCAGCAGGAAGUAAAGAAUCUGAAAUGCAAGGUUGGAGAACUCAAUGAGCAGCUGGGUAUGUUAAUGGAAACAAUUCAAGCCAAAGAUGAAGUGAUCAUGAAACUCUCUCGUCAGCUCAGUGAAUGUGAGGUCAAUCCAUUCUCCCAAAGUGGAACAGCAAAUUCUUCCAUGUCAUCCUCUUUUAACAGGGAACUACAGGAGCUGGACAGACUAAAAGACAAUCUUCAGGGGUACAAAACCCAGAAUAAAUUUUUAAAUAAGGAGAUUUUGGAACUUUCUGCUCUACGAAGAAAUGCAGAAACAAGGGAGAGAGACUUGAUGGCAAAGUGUGCUAGCCUGGAAGCCAAACUUUGUCAGAUAGAAAGUAAAUACUUGAUCUUGCUUCAAGAAAUGAAGACUCCUGUUUGCUCUGAGGAACAGAGACCUACUCAUGAUGUCAUUACUCGAUUGCUCGAAGAUGCAUUAAAAGUGGACAGUAGUGAGCAACCAGAACAAGCUUUCUUUAAACCUUUCCUUGUCAGUGAACAUGAUAUUUAUGGGUUUCAGACAGUCCCAGAAGAUGAUGAGGAAGAGAAAUUAGUAGCAAAGGUGCGAGCCUUAGAUCUGAAAUCCAUUUCUCUCACUGAAAACCAGGAGAUUUCUACAGGGGUAAAAUGGGAAAACUAUUUUGCAAGCACAAUGAACAGGGAGAUGAUAUGCUGUCCAGAAUUGAAGAAUCUUAUCCGCUCUGGAAUCCCGCAUGAACAUCGUUCCAAGAUGUGGAGGUGGUGCAUCAACCUCCACAUUAAAAAGUGCAAGGACAGUACUGAUCCUGGAUAUUUCCAAUCCCUGCUUCAGAAUGCCCUUGAAAAACAGAAUCCUGCAUCCAAACAAAUAGAGCUGGAUCUCUUGCGAACUUUGCCAAACAACAAGCAUUACUCUUCCCCCACUUCUGAAGGGAUCCAGAAGCUAAGAAAUGUCCUUCUGGCAUUUUCGUGGAGAAAUCCUGAUAUAGGAUAUUGCCAAGGUCUCAACAGAUUGGUAGCAAUUGCACUUCUCUACUUGGAACAGGAAGAUGCUUUUUGGUGUCUGGUUACAAUAGUGGAAGUUUUCAUGCCUCGUGAUUAUUAUACUAAAACUCUGCUAGGCUCUCAGGUUGACCAGCGAGUGUUCAAGGAUCUGAUGAGUGAGAAACUGCCACGGUUGCAUGCUCACUUUGAACAAUACAAAGUUGACUACACACUCAUAACUUUCAACUGGUUUCUGGUAGUAUUUGUGGACAGCGUGGUCAGUGACAUCCUCUUUAAAAUAUGGGACUCUUUCCUAUAUGAGGGAUCAAAGGUCAUUUUCCGUUUUGCCCUGGCUCUUUUUAAAUACAAAGAAGAGGAGAUCUUAAAACUGCAAGAUUCAAUGUCCAUAUUCAAGUAUCUCCGAUACUUCACUCGCACCAUUCUUGAUGCUAGGAAACUGAUCAGCAUUGCUUUUGGGGAUCUGAAUCCUUUCCCGCUGCGUCAGAUCAGGAACCGGAGGACCUACCAUUUGGAGAAAGUGCGCUUGGAGCUAACUGAACUUGAAGCCAUUCGUGAGGACUUCCUGCGUGAACGGGAGACCAGCCUAGACAAAAGGGACCUUAUUAGUGAUGACGAAGAAGAUAGUUGAGAGAAUUCUUUGACUUGAGCUCUCUUUUUGGAAUCGUGACCAAAGCUUAUUGAAUGGGGUAACUUCAAAUACACUUCUAUUUUAUUAAUCCUUUAAAACUGAAUGUUAAAUAGUAGCAUUUGGAAAUAUGCAGGACAGAUUUCCAAACCUCAGCACUUUCUUUCAAAAAUAUUGUUUUGUAUCGGAGGCCAAACAGUUCUGUUUACACCUGUGUUCAUGCCACUGUAUAGAGCACUUAAAAAUUAGUCUUUCAAUCAGUUAAACAGAUGAGUUGCCAGUUGUUCUUCUGAAGUGCCUCGUCACAGUGCCUGAAUGUGAAGAAGUAGCAUAGAAAAGUCCUUGCUCUUUUAAUCUACCAUUUUGUCUCAUUUCUGAACUUGUAUAUUAUACUGAACAUAGUUAUAAAUUUGCAUAGCACAGCCCCACAACAUAAAAAGACAUCAUUUUUCAAUUUCAGGCAGAUGCACAAAACUGUCUUUCAUAGUAUUGUCAUGAAUAAAUCAACCAUUAUUUCUGUUACAGCUGAGAGGGUAUGGAAUGGAACACAGCAAGAGCUUUCACGUUGCUCUGUUUCUCUAAAGGCAGCAUGAAAAAGGGAUAGCUAAAAAGAAAGUGUGUGUGUGUGCAUAUAUAUAUACUUUAAAUGAGUAUUUGUUUUUUAUUUUAUCUUUCAGACUACUUUAAUUACAGUGCAAAACAUAAUGGUUGUAUUUAUUUUGAACAGCUGUUUUAUAUUAUCAGAUUCCCCUUAAUGCAGAGGGAAAUGUCCAUCAUGUUCUGCCAUUUAAUCUUUUUGUUUUUCUUCUGGCCACAACUUCUCAAAAAAAUGACAAGCAGCUGUUAAGGAGAUGGAGUUCACCACAGGAGUCCCACAAACAUGUAGCAGAUUUUCUGUUGCUUAUGUUGUAACGUUUGUUUUUUAAUAAGUCCUAUUCUUCUCUCUGUUUGGGGUCUAUACUAGGAUGAUGUUUGGAUUUUAGAAAAGCACCCAAGGGAACAACUUUUUUCAUGAAUAAAAACUAUACAUUGCAAUGUUUACAUUACAGUAUUCUUAGAAAGGAAAACAAAUUUAGAAGUGCAUCAGAGCAAUCUAAAGGCCACAGAGCCUGUGAAGAAGUUGGUUAACAUUCUUUUUUUGUGGAAAUAAACCCUAUACACACUUCCAGAAACAUGCUGCUGUGAAUGCUGUAUGCAUAUGUAUCCACAAGAGAGCUCAGGAAACAGACAGUGUUAUUCCCCUAGCAUUGUCUCUGGCAUUGUGACUAUGAAUAGCUUGUUGGGUACCACUGUUUCACUUUGUGAUGUAUGCUGUUAGAAGGUUAGCUAGAGAACCUGAUGGAUUUUUCUUGCUUUGUUCUUAUUCUGUUUAGGUUUGUUUGAUAGUCUUCUUUCCCAAGCUUUUCCCAGCUUUUCAAUCAUCAGAAUGUCUGUUUGAUCUAAACAUUACCUUUGUGAGGGCAACAUAAAAUAAGAAGUCAAACAAAAGUCAUUAAAUAUCUCUCUCUCUCUCUCUCAAAGGUGUUUUCCUUUCCUUGGCAAUAAAGCAGUGAGAAUUGCAGUAGCAGUUUAAAGUAUCAGAUUUCAAUAACCUUCCAUUCAGCUGUUAGAUGGUAUAUUUAUUUACUCUUCUAUUUCAGUCCUAUUCGUGUAAAAAAGGUUAGAAUAUUGUGGGAGGAGUGGGGUGGUAUUUCACAACACUUUUUUUUUUCUUUUUUUUUUUUUUUAAUUUCUGUUGGCUUGGCUGAAACUUGGUUAAAGAUAUUUUGCUUUUCAACAAAUAUUUCCUUUAUACAGAAAUUGUCCGGUGUUAAGCCUGAACAGAAUAAGAUCAACGCAUAUCAUGUAACUUGAAAAUCUUGGUUAGAUAUAUAUUGAAAGACUUUGUUUGUUUGUUUGUUUAACUAGCAAAACAUAUAAGUUCAAAUACGCAACAAGCCCUUAUGCUUAUUAGAGAAAACUGGAAUGAUCUUCAGAAUUAUUUCAGUUGUGUUUUAAAACAUUUCUAGCAUGAAUAGUACAAGCAGUAAAUUUCUUACUUGCACCUUUUGCCUUAUACUUGAAUUUACUAGGCAAGUUUUUCAUAUUAUUGCAUGUUCUGUAUUUCUGUUAUACUUACUACUACAAUGAGUAUUUGAAUAUACAAAUCAGACCAACUUUUUAAAUGUUCUGAUUGUUUGUUGUCAGUGUCUUGGAGGAGCUGGUCUCUAACCAGAUCUGUGUCUCUACUUCUUUUAAAAAAAUUUUCAAGCGUUAAAUGAAAUCCGUCCAUUUUUGUAAACUUGUUUAAGUUCUUCCUUAGCAUAGCAACGUUGAAAAUACUAGGUUGGAACAUUUUGCUAGCCUACCAUUUGUUGAGAUCUUGCUAUUUUGAGCCUUAAUUACAGACCAGUUAAGUGAUGUUACAAACGUUUUCAAACUGAAUGCACAAAAGCCCUCAGGUGAUGAAGAGAAAACUGUUAACUUCUGAACCGCUGUUCAGGAUGUUCCCCAUAGCUGACAAGUUUAUGGAGGAGUAGAGAUGACUUGCAAUGUUGCAGGCCCCUUCCUUGUAAGAAAUGAUGUUGCUGAUGGUUAAAUUUAAUUUCUUGUGUUCCUGCAGUUUGUAUUAAAUGUUAUUGCUGGGGUAUAAAAGUUGUACAGUAACAUUGAAUGACUGUUUACUGUUUUGAACCGCAAGUAUGUAAAAUCUGAUACACAGAUACCAUUUGUUCAAAUUGUUUUGUUGGGUACCAGAUGUGAAAUGAGUUGGUGGCUUCAGUCAGGUUCUCUGUAGCCUGGUGCUUACAUCUCAAUUUUUGGGCAGAAGGGCCAAAAAUUUAAAUGGGCAAUAAAGACUGAACUGUACUCUCAUUCCUAGAAAUCCCUGCAGAACAGGAGUGAGGUGCAUAUAGUAGGAGGCAGUGGCAGGGGAAGGUUGCUUUGCUAUUGUCCAUCCUGCUCUGUGGCCAAAUAAAGGGUUUUGAGUGUUGCUUAAUCUGGUGGCUUUCAAGAGCACUAAUGUUCACCUUUUUAAAUGAACACGCAAGGUUACAUACAUUCAGUAUCUUCAUCAGGUGACAUCAGACACAUAUGGAGUGACCUUCAAAAGCUGGAAUUUGUCAACAAAUAAUAUUAACAUUAUAGGACCAACUUUCAAAACAGUGCAUGAGGAUUUAAGUGUGCAUCCCUGCCAUUGUUUUGGAAAUAAACCCCUUAAUGAAAAUAAUAAAGAUCAACUUAAAAAUUGAUGACCAAAUAUCUUUUUGUAUGUUUAACAUCUUGUUUAAUGCUUUCAUGUCUCUUCACUACAACACUUUUACAGACUUUAAAAAAUAAUUUCAAGGUUAUGUACAUAUGUGCAAAAUAUUUGUUAUGCAUGGCUCACAUUGUGUGUUUAUGUAAACCAAGCCACUAAAUUAAAAUCCUGCAGACUAUUCUUCCCUCACCCAUUAUGCAUGAUUCAAAACACAAAGUAACUUGUAAAAAAUGUUGUCUUCUGUUACAUUAUACAGAGAAAUAUGGUGCAUUAUAAAUCUUAGCUAUUAUUAGGACUGCACAGUAUUCCCUUUCCACCUAUGCGUACAGUAUUAUAAUCCAGUAUUAUUGGAUAGGUUCUUUUACCAAUUAAAAUUAUAUAUGUAGUUAAGGAGAAAGAAUUUGCUUUGUCAUUGUUCUUCUGUAGGUGUACAGGUAUGUACACAUAGUAGGGUGUCUGAGCAAUAAGAAUAGGAUUUUGUGGUUUGAAACAGCUAGAGUAAGAGCAUUCUUGAAUUUGACAAAUAAGUCAUGUUCACAAUCCAUGCCAGUUUGUUCUGUUAAACUGUUGAGAAAUGAAACUAGUCACUUUUUCUACUCUGGAGCUAUAUACAGAUGUUUAAAUAAAACUUAGUACCCAUAUUUCAUAAACAAUCAAUGGUACAUGGUAUAAUAAAUCACUUUCAAUCACAAAACUUAACUGAUCUUAUUUUGCUAAAGAUUAUUGUAAGAUUGAAAGAAAAAUAAACCAUUUAUUACUUUGCAUUAUAA